Messenger RNA from Anarrhichthys ocellatus (wolf-eel), 2974 nucleotides. It is a transcript of the gene ndc1, whose product is annotated as NDC1 transmembrane nucleoporin. The coding region runs from base 100 to 2118 and encodes 672 amino acids. The record is from RefSeq and is a predicted model, not a curated record. Gene Ontology annotation, molecular function: protein-macromolecule adaptor activity. NCBI's taxonomy places the organism in Eukaryota, Metazoa, Chordata, Actinopteri, Perciformes, Anarhichadidae. The transcript is spliced from 18 exons. Gene Ontology annotation, cellular component: nuclear pore transmembrane ring. Gene Ontology annotation, biological process: nuclear pore organization.
UGCAUGUGGCGCGAUAUGGGAAACGGUGGAAAAUAGUUUGACAGCAGGAGAGCCGAAGAGAUUGUUGUCGUUGUUUGGCUCUCCAUCUAUCCAAACAACAUGUUUUCUACAGAGCAAAGCUGCUGGUUUGUCCGCAAGGUGAUUUGCUGGAGAGCGGUGGCCAGUAUUGCUUGGGCUGUCCUGUUGUUGCUACCCAUCACAGUGGUUUUUGUAAUCCUCAGCAGGUUCAGUCUGCUCCACCCCAUCCAGACAAUAUCCGAAUGCCUGUCCUUCUUAUCGUGUGCAAGUGCCAUCUUCUCAUUGAUCCUGCUGUGUGGAGUGAUCAUCAUGGUGGGGUUCCUGAACCUGGAGUAUUAUACAGUCAUCCCAACUAUUGCAUGCUCAAAAAUUGCCCUGUUGGGUCAGCUGCUCCACCCUCGUCAGUUUGUCAACUCCCUGGCCCACUGCAUCAUGGGAAUAAUUGUGGCCUGGUGUUGCGCUGUCACUAUCGGGGGCAGAUACGAGACGAUCGGCUACCCUUGCACACAGGGUGAUGGCACUGACGGUUCCCCUCAGAUGUGCCUGAAUGAAUAUCACCUCUUCCUUCUGCUGGCUGGAGCCUUUGUUGGGUUCUCUCACAGUCUGCUUGGCGUGAUCUACAACAUGAACUAUGUCUCUUUUCACACUGUUCAGCAAUACAAAUACCUUCGCUUUAAAGGAUCCCUACCUUUGGUGGUGAAGUGCAGCGCCGCUCAAGCACUUUACUCUGUCAGGAACUACAUUGUUGUGUAUUUCUUUUUGGGAUACAUUCCAAAAGCAUGGAUUUGUAAAACACUGAAUCUUCAUUUGAACAGCUCUGUCCACCCUCUGGACAGCGUAGCUGGACUGCUGGACCUCUCCCUGCUCUACCACCAGUGGAUCAGUGCCAGCUUCCUUCUCUUCACGUGGCACAUCACACUGCUGCUUUUUAGGAUAUUUGUCACUGAGGUCUACAGUUUUCCUGUGCAGUCAUCUUUUACUGAGGACGCCCAUCAGUGUCUUCCUAAAGUUCUGACGGACAAGCAACCAAUGAUAUUGAAGUUCCUAGCUCUGCAGGACUUGGCUCUGCUGUCUCAACACUCCCCAUCAAGACGCUGUGAGGUCUUCGGUCUGAGUCAGCCAGGUGGCCAUCCUCACAACUGGAACGCCAUCACUCAGGAGUGUCUGUCUCUGCUGGCUGAUCUGACCCAGAGACUCAUAGCCUACCAUGACACUGUAGCACCCAAUGGCAGGGCCAAAUCACUGUCUACUGGGAGUGACAGGAAGACCUCGUCUGAGACGUCAAUAACCUCGUGCCCAGAAGAUCUGAUGAGCCCGAGGCCCACUUUACUUAUGAAGACUCCCGCUUCUGUCUUCGCACGCUCCAUUGUCGGCGCCCCACAGAGUCCUCUGACGGCACCAUUCACUCCUGACCUGGACAGCCCCUUUGCUUCUCCCGCCCUGCGCCGGCUCACUGCUCCUAUGGACCAAUUCUCGCCAGGGUUUGGCACAGUGCAAAGCCCACACAUCAUGAGGAGAGCCCCAAAGCUCUGGUCCACCCCCACAGAUUCACAGGUCAAUGGCAGUCCCCCGGCAUCCCCUGCCUCAGUUCCCAGUCCCAAGCAGGAGCCGUCCAAACCAAGUCGCCUGGCUCAGUUCCUCCAGAACAGAAAAGAACAGGUUAAACAUUUCUUGGCCAAACGCGUGCUGAUAAUGUAUUUGUUUAACAAGCUUCCAGAAGCUUCCAGUCAAGCUCUGUUUGCAGACAGCCAGGCUCACAUCUGGGCUUUAGAAGGGCUGUCUUACCUUGUUCAAGCCUCCUUCUCAGAAGACCAGUUUGGUGUUGUACAGACUACGUUACCCAGCAUUCUCGGUUGCAUGCUGGUCUUACAAGAGGCAGUAGAUCGACACUUCAAGCUGCCUCAUGCCUCCAGUAAGCCCGUCAGGUCGGCCAGCAGCAUGGGAGAGUCCGCUCACAAAACACUGCGCUUUGCUCUCAGGGCCACUCUCAAGACUGCCAUCUACAGGUUAACAACCACUUUUGGAAAUCACUUAAAUGCUGUCCAGAUGUCUGCAGAGCACCGGAAAAGAUUGCAGCAGUUUCUGGAGUACAAGGAAUAACACGACUGUUGUGCUGUCAGAUUCUUAUUGUGAUGUGUGCGAGUGUAUACAUUAGCAUAAUUGAGGCAACACGUGAAAGCCCAUGGUAGUGCCUCUUUUAAUAUUUCUGUCUGCACUGUGUCAUUGCGGAUUGUAUCUGAUGGGCUAGAUCACGUCUCCGACACGAGGGCUUCCUGCCCAACUGACAGACUCAAACAGGUUGGAAGCUGUUUCCUCCUGUGCUUGAGAGAUUUAAACUAGCUCACUGUGUAGAUAAGCAACUCAUUCCAAAAGAUAUUUGCUUUAUUUGUAUUACAAGGAAGCCAUAUCAGGUGAUCAUAUUUGACUUUCAUGAAUUGUGAUGAGUUGUAAAGGGCUAUUUGCGCUGCAUCGGUUCUAAAUUAUGUACAUGUUCUUUUGGCUGUCUUAUGGAAUUCCUUACCGUGUGAUUUCAAAGCAUUUUGCAUUUGUUGUGAGUGAGACGGAUAGUAUGAGAGGUCAGAUUCAUGAGAAAGAUGCUGUGUUCUCUUUCGUUUCACAGGUGUCUGAAAUGUGUUCUGGAAAUAUAUAUAUAUAUUUUUUACAACUCGUUUUGUUCUAAACACCAGCCUGAAGAACUAGUUUACUGUAAUCUGUGCACGUCAGUUCAGGUUCUCCAACUAGAAAAUACACCACAGUCAGAUUUACAGAUCAGACACCACUGUUUGUACAUGUCAACUAUUUGUGUUUGUCGGCUCUAUUCAUGUGAAAUAAGGCUCUUUCAUGUCUGAUGGAGAUUUUGGUGUGACUGGCAACAAGUGUGGGGAAUCUGCCAACAAGUAUUGAGUUUAAAUUCCCACUCGGAGAUCUGUUGAAUAAAAACAUCAUGUUAAGAUCA